UUUUUUUUUAUUUCAAUUUCAAAUUAAUAACAAUUAGUUGUGUGUGAAGUAUUUCUAAAGUAGGAUUAAUCUUGAUUAUGUUAUUAAAGAUGAAAAUUGGUUUCUGCGCUAAUUUCCUGUGACGGUCAUCAGCAGUAUCCGAAAUUGAUCACCGAUUUUUGUCUGAAAUCGAACCAAGACUUAUGUUAAAAUGACUGUCUUUUCAAAAUACGUCGACCGCAUUGCGGAGAAAUGCGAGCAGAAUGGGCUCUCCAAGCACGCCUUCAGCUAUGCCUUAGUGACUAGUGCGAUAUUAGCAUUAACUAUAAAAGUCAGCAUUCCAUAUAUAUCAAACACUCCGUCCCAAAGUCAGAAGGGAAAAUCCAAGAUCAACAAGGGCGUGUUAACGCCAUCGGAGACCGAUGGAUCCGACGAAGAUUUGAAACUGGCGGAGGCCGAGAAGCUGUUGGUCGAGCAACAGCUGAAAAAGAAAAAAACCAACAAACAAAUGGUUGAGCCAGGACUUAAUAAGGAGUUCAUGAAACAGCUGACAAUGCUGGGAAAAAUUAUGAUACCGCAGGCCAUUUGCUAUGAAACAGGAUUGCUUACUGUGCACACAUUUUGCCUGAUAUCUCGAACCUUUCUUAGCAUUUACGUGGCUGCCUUGGAAGGUGCAAUUGUGAAGUUCAUUGUGCGAAAAGAUGUGAAGCAGUUUGCUCUUGUCCUACUAAAAUGGUUCGGAAUCGCAAUACCAGCGACGUUUGUGAAUUCCAUGAUACGCUUUCUAGAGAGCAAACUGGCCCUAGCCUUCCGAACUCGUUUAGUGCGUCAUUCAUAUCGGCUUUAUUUCAAGAACCAAAACUACUACAGGGUCUCCAAUUUGGAUGGACGCAUUGAAAAUGCGGAUCACAGGCUCACUGAAGACAUAUCGGUAUUCGCCAGCUCCGUGGCUCAUUUGUACAGCAGUUUGACUAAACCCUGUUUUGAUCUAAUGUUGAUAGGUCUAGCAUUAAUGCGGUCAUCUAGAAAAAUGAAAGCAAAUAUUCUAACAGGUCCUGCUCUAUCCGUUAGCGUCAUUGCUCUAACUGCACAUAUUUUAAGGAUUGUGUCACCUAAAUUUGGCCAAUUGGUGUCUGAGGAAGCCAAUCGAUAUGGUUACCUUAGACAUAUUCAUUCACGUAUAAUCACAAAUGCGGAAGAGAUUGCUUUCUAUGGCGGACAUAAGGUGGAGAUGCAACAGUUGAGACAGGCCUAUAACCGCCUGGUUAACCAAAUGAAUAACAUAUUUAGCCAAAAACUGUGGUUUGUCAUGCUAGAGCAGUUUUUCAUGAAGUAUGUGUGGUCCGGUACGGGUAUGAUCAUGGUUUCAUUGCCCAUAUUAACUGGAGCUGCUGGUGCUGAGACUCCUAGUGCGAUAUCCGGAACGAAUGAGUCUAACGUGAGCGAGCGUACUCAGUACUUGACAACUGCAAGGAAUCUGCUCAUUUCGGCAGCCGACGCCAUAGAGCGUUUAAUGUCCUCUUAUAAGGAGGUUGUAGCGUUGGCUGGGUACACAUACCGGGUUGCCGGAAUGAUGGACGUUUUCGAGGAGACCGCCCAAGGCAUAUAUAGUAAGGUCACUGUAGCCGAGAACGACGACAUGAAUGGCAUUAUAGAGUUCCGAGAUGGCAAGCCUAUAGCCAAGGGCCGCAUCAUUUACACCGACGAUCCUGGAUAUAUGUCAAUCAGUCUGAAAGCAGUACCAGUCGUGACUCCCAACUGUGAUAUCGUUGUGCCAAGCUUAACGCUCUGUAUUGAGCCCGGGGUUCACCUGUUAAUAACAGGUCCAAAUGGGUGCGGCAAAUCCAGCCUGUUUCGCAUUUUAAGUGGACUUUGGCCGAUAUAUGCGGGCGAGCUGCAUAUACCGCGUCCAGUGGAGGACAAACCUUGCAUGUUCUACAUACCACAACGACCAUAUAUGUCCAUAGGAAGCCUGUGCGACCAAAUUAUCUACCCAGAUACGAGAGAAGACAUGAAGCGAAAGGACAUCGAUGAGAAUCAAUUGAGAGACAUCUUAAAAAUGGUUAGCCUGGAACAUAUUGCUCAACGAGACAGCUUUGAUGUUGUUCGCGAUUGGAAGGAUAUACUUUCAGGAGGUGAAAAACAAAGGAUGGCCGUAGCACGACUGUUUUACCAUAAGCCGAAAUAUGCCCUUCUUGAUGAAUGCACCAGCGCCGUGUCUAUAGAUGUGGAGAGUUCGAUCUAUGAAUCAGCCAAAAGUAUGGGCAUCACGCUUUUGACAAUAACUCAUCGACCCACUUUAUGGAAAUAUCAUACGCACAUACUGGAAUUCGACGGUAUGGGAAGCUGGAGAUUUAGGAAAAUGGAUGCCAAUGAGCAACAAAAAGAACAGUUCCUUCAAUAACAGCCGUUUCGAGUAUUAUAGCUGUGUAUAUGUUAGACAAGUUUUUUAACGAUUGAGGACCGAAGUUGAGAGAAGAGUUUAAUCUAAAAAUAUACGUGUAUAUAAAUAA
This is a messenger RNA of Drosophila willistoni, 2492 nucleotides long. RefSeq names its product ATP-binding cassette sub-family D member (gene ABCD). Gene Ontology annotation, molecular function: ABC-type transporter activity; ATP binding; long-chain fatty acid transmembrane transporter activity. The coding region runs from base 191 to 2383 and encodes 730 amino acids. Gene Ontology annotation, biological process: fatty acid beta-oxidation; very long-chain fatty acid catabolic process; peroxisome organization. NCBI's taxonomy places the organism in Eukaryota, Metazoa, Arthropoda, Insecta, Diptera, Drosophilidae. Gene Ontology annotation, cellular component: peroxisomal membrane. The transcript has 10 exons. The record is from RefSeq and is a predicted model, not a curated record.